ACUCUUACUUCUUUCAUGUUCUAAUUUUACUUGUUUAUCAAUGGAAAAAAGUGAUUUCAUACAUCGAAUCGAUAUCUUUGAUCAAAAUCACUUUUCCAAAAAUCUUCCAAGUCAUCAGAUGUAUUCUGGACAUUUCAACAAAUCAAAUCAAUUGAAUACUUUUAAUGUUUAUGCAGAAGCCCGUAGCUUAUUGAAUGAAUGGAUGAUUAAAAAUACUUUGGAUAUUGAAGAUCUAGAUAGCGGGAGUGAUGAUUUUAAGCCAAUUACUCCUAGUCGAAAAGAAAUUAAAAGAGAAUGGGACCAUCUAUUUAAAGAUAACAAUCUGAAGAAUGAUUUUUCAGAUGACUAUGAAGUUGAUAAUCACUUGAAAAAUAAUCACUAUACAGAACAUAAUUCUAAAGACUCAGAUUUAUCCCACAUUGGUUAUACACGCCAACGUCAGUCUACAUUGGAAAAAAUUCUCUUACGUCAAGAAGAGGCUAAAGCACGACGUGAACUACGACAAAAAGAAUUAGAAUCUCGUCGUAUUCUUGAAGCUACUAAUCGUCAAAUAAAAGCACAAAUUUUGUACAAAGCAAAACAAGACGAAAAAAUGAGGCAAGCAGAAGAAAGACGAGAAGAAGAACUAAUUCACCAGGAGAUGGUACGAAUUCGCAAAGAAUUAGAAGAAGAAAAACAGGCAGCAAAAAACUACAGAAUUUCUGGGAUUUCAACUGAAUGUGUUACCGGUCCUUUGUGUCCUGUUCCUCAAUUAGAUUUAUCAUGUCUUUCUGUUAAUUCUGAUGAUGACAAUAAAUCAUUUACUACGACUGGGGGUUUUGAAUCUAAUCAGACUAGAGAUGAGAAAUACUUAAUGAAAUGUACAUUUAAUGCAUGGUAUCAAUUAAUUUAUAAUAUAAAAAUUCAAUUUACAAUGUUACAAGCUAAAAAUGAAUUUCAUUUAAAAAAAACUUAUUUUAAUUAUUGGAAAUUACAAAUUCAUCAAAUUAAUUAUAAUCGUGAUAUUGAAAAAGCUAAAUUAGAUUCGAUAGAAAUAAUCAAAAAAGAAUAUAGAGCUAAACAGUUUCAUGAAAAUUUUCUAUUGAAACAAUGUUUUACACGUUGGAGAUGUACAAUACGAAUGGAGAAAUCAACUCGUGAUCAGUUAGAAAAAGAAUCAUUCAGACGUGAAAAAGAAAUCGAAUUUCUCAAACAUUUAGAUACUUUAAUGAACAAUCAUCAAACUAAAACAUUAACAUCUGAUAAUGAUAAUAUUAAUACUACUAAUAAUAAUAAUCAAAAUAAUGAAACUAUACCAUUUGGUAAUCGUAUAUGUUUAACUGAUAGAAAAUCACAAAAAUUAAAGAUGGUAAAUACCAACAAAGCGUGUUUGAAAUCAGAGAAUUCAUCUCCUUCAAUUGAAGACUUGAUAUCUGAUAGUUUCACUCUGGAUCAUUAUAAAAGUGAUAAAAAAAUUAAUCGAAUACUAUCUGCUCAAUCAAGUGUAAUGAAACCAAUUUUAAAUCAAACUAUUAUACAACAACGUAAUAUUAUUGCUGCACAAAAUCGUGAAAUUAAUGCAUUAAAAGCAGCACAUCGUUAUUCUGAAUGGUUAUUAGAAGCACGAGCACAUAAAUUAGCUAAAACUAUAAUAGAAAAAACUAAUACAAAAAUUAAUGAAGCUGAUAAAUCUUCCUCUGAAUUGAAUGAAUCAUUAGUGCACGUUGAAAAUGGUACAGAUGAUCAAGUUCAUUCUCAACUAAUAUCAAACGAAAUGAAAUGUCCCAUUAAUGAUAAUCAUUUAAUGACAAAUGAUUUAUCAGGAUCAAUUCCUUCAAAAACUAUAUCGAUUAAUAAAAAAAACUCAUUUAUUCAAAAAAUGGAAGAAAGAGCAGCUGAACGUGCUCGUCGACGUGCAUUACAAGAAGAAAGAAGACGUGAAAAUGAACAAAAGAAAAAAGAACAGUUAGCUAAACAGUUAGAAGAAGAAGCUAACAGAAUCAAACAAGAAAAGAUAAUGUUGAAGAAUGAACAAAAAGAAAAGAAGAUUCGUGAAGAAGAGGUUGUCAUUACUGUAGAUGUUUUGUUGAGUUAUUCAGACAUUUCAUGUAUAUAUAUAUAUAAAACAGGAUAUUGGUAUAGUGUUUAGAGAUUAAUUGGUGAGACUAUAAUUUAUAGACGAUAUUUAAGCUGACGCUAAAGUGAUGUUGAGAGUGUUAACUUAAUAACUAGUACCAAAUGAGG
Messenger RNA from Schistosoma margrebowiei, 2223 nucleotides. The record is from the annotation of a GenBank genome assembly. NCBI's taxonomy places the organism in Eukaryota, Metazoa, Platyhelminthes, Trematoda, Strigeidida, Schistosomatidae.